AUGGGUGCCGGCACCGACAGUGAGGGCACCCAGCGGCUGACCGGGGCUCUGCCCUACCAGCAUGUGCGAGUCAUGCCCGACUGGGGCAUAGCUGGGGGACAGUGGGGCAGUGGCAAUGCCACACAGGCCUACCGAUACAGCAGCUACAGCCAGGGCGGCCUCACGUAUUUUGGCUUCUGGGGACCCACAUGGAACUACGACGAGACAGCCAGUGUGAUGGACUGA
Molecule: messenger RNA, 225 nt
Organism: Vitrella brassicaformis
Lineage: Eukaryota; Vitrellaceae
Source: the annotation of a GenBank genome assembly